UGGCACAUUCUUUUGAUUCGCUUAUUUCGGCGAAUUGUUUUGUAGUUUUUUAUUAUUUAAAGUUUAUGUUUAAAAAUGCUAGUAAAAGCUGUGGAAAUUAACGGAGAGCAGAGCAUAUUCAGUUGCUUUGAAGACGACGAGGACGGAGGCCUCACGUUUUACCUCCACAAACCCGGCAAGAAUUUGAGUUUCUCGGAGACCUUAGCGAAAGAUGAUUUCCAGCAGCGUUUGAAGACGCUAAAUGCACGUGUCAAGUUCCCAGAGGACGCAGUGCGUCUGGUGUUGCUCACCGCAGAUCCUUCGCAAGUGGACUCAACUGGUUUGCAUCCGUUUAUCCUGAAUCUUAAAUACUCCAUGUCCAAUGCUGCAGUUCCUCUCAAAUGGAAUUGGCACUUAAGUCCGAUGAAUGGUUUCUUGUUCUAUCGCAAGAUCUGCAUGAAUUCGAUGGCCACCGCGGCAGGAUUACGGGAUCAGGUUUCCGUUUUGAUAGACCUUCUGAAAGCCAAGGAUAAGGAGCUUCAACAAUAUCGAAAUGACGGACACAAGCUGUGGAGGGCCACCGCAGUAACAAAGACAUUUGAUGUCGAGGCUUUUACAGAAGAGCACCAGAAAUUGCUGGACGGCGCCUCAGCUUAUAAGAAAGUGAAGGAUGUAUUUGCAGCUCAACUUCCCUCGGCUAGUUCAUCGGCGCUUUCCUCGCCCAUUAGCGAGGGUGGAAGGCCCAAGACACCGUCAUCGGGAUCUACGACCUCGUCGGAUGCAUCAACUUCGUUGAAUGCCCAAUCUAGCCCAAAACUGUCUCCACGUAAUAGGAAGCGCAAGGCCCUCGAAGUCAACACCAAUCAUAUGGAGCGCAAGGUGAUGCAGCGUCGUACCAAUGUGCAACUCGAGUACAGAAGCUCUCAGAGUUCCCAGGAGUCGAACGUGGAUGAGUGGCUUACAGUAAGGCCAAGAGUUAAGAAAGAAACCAUAAAAGAUGAAGAUGAAGAGCCAUCUACAUCGACUAUAACUGCCCAAUCGUCCUUGGCUAAACUGGCCAAAGUUAAUGCAACCAUAGGGACAGCUCAAAUUAAAUGUGAACCUCUUUCUUCGGAAGUCAAGGAAGAACCUAAAACAGCUGAAUGUGUUCAAGCAUCAUUCGAUUAUCCAAAACCAUUCAUUCCGGAGCAGGACACCCAUGAUUCCCCGGAAAAAAACGACGGGGUCACCGAGGAAGAAACAGGAUCACAGAAAGAGCUCAGUGAGCUCGAAGAGCUGAGGGCCAUACUUUCUCGCACCACAGCUGUUACCAAAAAACUGAUUAAGGAGCAUGAAGAUAACAAAUAA
Drosophila takahashii is the source of this 1326-nucleotide messenger RNA. RefSeq lists its product as uncharacterized. The record is from RefSeq and is a predicted model, not a curated record. Gene Ontology annotation, molecular function: DNA end binding. Gene Ontology annotation, biological process: double-strand break repair via nonhomologous end joining. NCBI's taxonomy places the organism in Eukaryota, Metazoa, Arthropoda, Insecta, Diptera, Drosophilidae. Gene Ontology annotation, cellular component: nucleus; DNA ligase IV complex.